Molecule: messenger RNA, 880 nt
Organism: Mya arenaria
Lineage: Eukaryota; Metazoa; Mollusca; Bivalvia; Myida; Myidae
Exons: 6
Coding region: 107-880 (257 amino acids)
Cellular component (GO): nucleus
Source: RefSeq, a predicted model, not a curated record
CUUGAACUUUGCUCAGAAUUUCUAGACGCAUAUUACCAAUGUAGUCAAAAUCAGAUACCUGUACAAUGCAAGCGCCUGAGUGACUGUCGGCUGUGUUUGAUGUAAAAUGUCGCUAGAAAAACAAAGGACGACCUGGGAUGAAAAAGAGCGACUGUGUGCCGUGCGGCUAGUGAUUGAACAUUACGACGUGUUAUACGGAGGAUUUGCCGACGGAAUCACAUUCAAAGAAAAGUCGGCCGCCUGGAAUAAGGUGGCCGAUGACUUGAAUGCAUCAAGCAAUGUAAAGCGGACACCUGCAGAGGUUAAGAAAUUGUUCCAGAAUGUGAAAAGUAGAGCCAAGAAAAAGUAUAACGAAAACAUGGCCACUGGUGGCGGUCCAGUUGGCAAGAUAACACUGGCCGAGGAAAUUGUCCUUGAAUUUCUGAAGGACAAGCCCCAACUCAUAGGGAUCCCAGGCGGGAUAGAAUCUGGAGUGAUAGAGCCUGUGGAAGAUGCUGCCAGUGUUGCAGAUUUGGUUGUGCAACAAGCCCCAAUGACAGAGAGUAAGCACAUCAGCACGCAUCAAGAAACAGUGUCAGUUCAUGCCAUUGAACAUCCAAGUGUGUCCCAUGAACACCCAGAUGAACCCAGAGUGAUGCAGACAAAUACAAAGAAACGUCGUAGGAAGUGCAUGGAUAGGAUUGAGCUCACCGAGGAGCUUCAUGACCUUGAAGUUUGCAGAGCAAGAAAGGAGAUUGAACUUUUAGAUUUAAAAAUAGCUCAACAACGUGAACUUUUCCAAUUGAAAAAAUCUGUUCUGGAGAAUGCCAUGCGAAAUGCUAACAUGGAGUUCAACAUUACUUUUCCAGGAUUAGGAAAUGAAAGUUACAAUUUUUCAUAA